UGGAGACCAAAAGCUGCUAGAGAUCAGCGUAGCUUUUAUCAGACAACAGAAGAUUUUGGUGGAUGAUGUGUGUGUGAUAAAGUUGUGUGUAAAAAUAAAAACGUGGAAAACGUCGAAAUAAUAACAAACGAAAAAUAUGUGUGCUGUACCAAAUAAUAUGCAGUACAAUUUCAAUAAUAAUAAUUCGCAAAAUAAUGCUGAUACAAAUUCAAAUGGCUCUAAAAGUUUGUUGGAUAAAGAAAAAUGUGAGAAAAUCAAGCGUUUCAUAUUGAUUGGUGUGCUGGCUGUGCUGGGCAUUGUCGGCUGGCACAUCUAUGAGUACUUCUAUGCGGGAAAGGGUGGUAGUAGCGAUGCGGAAACUUUUGUUGAACACGAGAUUCUUGAUCUCACGCAGCGCCUAUUCGCCGACGAGGUGCGUCAGAACAACUAUCAGAUUGAUGUGAAUUUUCAAGGCAAGACUAAAUCGUUUGAGCGCGAUGAUCAUGCCGCUCAGCCACUACUAAAAAUGGACAAUGCACACUUUUCAUCCGAUCCCUCGUCCACCAUCGUUUUGCUGCGUCGCCUCUUCGAUAACUAUUUACUCAAUGUGCACGCAGUCGAAGAAACCACACCCGAGCAAGCGCAGGAGGAGUUGGAUUUUCUAAAUGCGGUGCUGAAAACAUCGAUUAUGAAGCACACAAUGAGAUUUCUGCAGCAAAAAGGCCUAGUUUCCUCAGAUUACAAAGACCAAAUUCAAUUGCUCAAAGACCUUUGGUUUACACAGUACUCUCGGUUUAAGGGACGCAUGGGCAGUUCCGGUUUUGAGCACGUCUUCCUCGCCGAACUGCGUGAGGAUUCAGUUUUGGGUCUACACAAUUGGAUAUAUUUUCAUGAACAGGAGCAGCAAGGAAAUUUGGACUACAAAGGAUUCAUCGACAAAAUACAUUUGGAUAAGGUUAUGAUAAAAGAUUUUCCUAGCGAGUGCAUAUAUGAUUAAGAGCCAGUUUUUCACUGCAAAUUUAACUCUGCUUAUAAUUAGUUUAAAAAUUAACCACAGUUGAACUAGCACUGGAAGACUGGACCUAAGUUGAGAGUCAGUAUACAUUGAUAUGCGUUUACUUGCUAAACUUAAACUCACCACCGUUUAACAAGUACCGAAGAACGGAUAAGGACAAGAAAAUGAGCCUGUACUAGCCUGUGAUAGAUUUACCUACUUUGCUCUUUAAAUAUGGUGAACAGGAGAAUUGUGAGGGAAAUUUCAGCUGCCAAGUCAAUUGGGAGAUUCAGCAGAAUUCUGCACGUUCAUUUCACAUGUAUUCACACACUCCGUCGGUGUUCAGAAGGCAACGAAGUGUUGGUUAAUUUUUGUGUUGAUAUCACCAACACAAUCUCAGUUUUUUUGUAAACACACCUCAAGUGACUUCAGCCCAUUAGAUGAUUCUGUGAAAUUCGCUCAGAGCCGAAUAACAAUCUGUUAAAGUGCCCCCCUUAAAAUAUUUUCUCCAUGACUCGGGUAAGAAAUUUUGUCACCAAAAUACUAAUUAGAAACUAUUAAUUUUAUGCGUGGUGAAAUAUUCUAUAAAAGCUUGGCUAGACUUAUGAACCAGCCACGAUUCGUUACCUAAACUCACCUAUCUUAUUUCAUCACGCAAAAAACCAUUCAGCGCCGUUCUCGAUUCUUGUGAGAACCAAAUUAUAUUUGCGCCAUGAAAUAAACUAGGAGAGUUUAAAUAGCGGAAAGUGCUCGAACUCCCAAUAUUUGUUUUUAUACUUUAGUUGCUUCUACUUAAUAUCAGAAUUUCCCCCCAUAAUGGUUAGUUGUGAAAUACAAAGGAAAACAGCUGAUAAAAAGCCCAUAUUCUUACCUUAUAAACCCAUCAGAUAGCCUGACCUAGCUAGCCAGUGAAGAAACGACCAAAACAAUUUAGUAUAUUGAACCUUUUUUCAUCAAUUUCUAGCCAGAAGCGUCUUGUCACUUGACAGGUGGGUGCCGUCACCCAACUGAUAUUUUCCUCUUCGAUGUAAAUCGAACCUAGCUGGUAUUAACAUAAAAGUAAGAACGGGGCAGAGUUUGAAAUAAAUAUUUCCAUGCCUUUCCCUCUCUAGUUCAUCCGCAAAACAGUUCCCAGGGACUCGUCUGUCAACAGAGGCCCAUAGUUUUAGUUCAAUCCACAAUUGUUUUCAAUAGCUACCUUCUAAGAGGCACCGUUUGAUUUUGAUUGAUUGUAAUUUGUUGUCGCCGUCCUAAUGGAAACUUUCAGAUUCUUAAUAAUGGUCUUCCCCUUUAUUCUUAAGGGUCAUCUAUACUGUUCUGUUCUAUCUGAAACUAUUAGUUCAAUUUCUGCUCUGCCUAGGCUUUUUAGGUGGGGUUAGGUUAUGGUGGUAGUCGGUCUGCACGACUAGCUCACUUAGACCCUACAGGUCCGUUGUGAAACCACUGCGCGACACGGGUACCUCAUUUAUUUUUCUUCGUGGAACCAUUUCUGGCUCUUAUGAAGAGCAAGAUUGGUUCAAUCCCCACGUCAGACAGUUCCGUAAGAGAAUUGAAAAAUUUUCCUAGAAAACGUGCUCUGAUUUGAGGCUGGACAAUUGCAAUACCUACCAAAUAGCCAAUACCUACCAAAUAGCCAAUAACCAACCGGUUAUACAAGCCACGACCUUAGAGAUAUCCUCUCUGCAGAGGCUUGGCAGUUCCGUUGUGUUUUUCUUGUUUAUUUGCGGCCACAGUAGCCUCCAUGACCUAUUGGCCUCUGGGAUAAUGUUGUUUUUGAUUAUUAGUUUACUCGUGACCAUAGAUAUCCCAAUCGCUCUUUUAUCACUGAGCAGUUGAAGAGUAGUGCUUUUCCUGGCUAGCUCAUCGGCUUUACAAUUUCCCUCAACAUCCCUGUGCCCGAAACCCAAAUAAAUCUGACCUUGAAUACGACAUUAAUAUCAUUAAGGGCUGCCUGGCAUUCCUGUGCAAUAUUUGAUCUUAGCAUAGCCGUAUUCAUUCAUUUAAUGACCACCUGACUAUCCGAGAAUAUAUUUAUAGCAGCUUUUGUUACGGCAUGCGUACUUAGAUAUGAAGCUACUUCUUGUAUAGCCAGAACUUCUGUCUGAUAGUCGCUGCAGUAGUCUGGUAAUCGAACGGAUAGUUCAAGUUCUAAUUCCUUUGAAAAUACUCCAUAGCCAAUCUUAUCGUCUAGCUUGGAACCAUCUGUACUUCGGUGUCUGCCACUCUGUUCCCGACGGUAUACUCGUCUUGAAGAGUCUGUCGAAGGUGAGUCUAGGAACAGAAUAGUCUAUUUCUUGCUUGUGACUUUUCAAAGUGUGCACAAUAGAGGCGCGGCCAAUCCACCGGUCUUUUCAUAGCGCCAUACUUUUAGGCCUAAACCACAUUGCAUUUUAAACACAAAAAUAUUUCCUUGUUUAAAGUUGUACCUUGCAGAAUCUCUUGAUACUCAAUCAGGGGCUAUCAAUUGUAAUACUUAGUAGGAAGUAGCAAGACGAAAUCAACUCUCCCUUCUUAUAGCAUUUUCUCGUUGAAAAAAUAACAGCUCGACCUCUCACUUUGAAUUUGAUUAUUAUUCAAUUAUUCAAUUACACAUUCCACAAUCAUG
Anastrepha ludens (Mexican fruit fly) is the source of this 3578-nucleotide messenger RNA. Its product is annotated as endoribonuclease CG2145. Gene Ontology annotation, molecular function: RNA endonuclease activity. NCBI's taxonomy places the organism in Eukaryota, Metazoa, Arthropoda, Insecta, Diptera, Tephritidae. The record is from RefSeq and is a predicted model, not a curated record. The transcript has 4 exons. Bases 137 to 976 code for a protein of 279 amino acids.